AUGGUCAUAAAGAAGAAGUUCUAUGCAAAAAGCAUAGAAAAACAAAAGUGCACUCACCUGACUUAUGUCAUGCAAAAAUCAGAGUUUUGAGAUUCAUUAAUGAACAAAAGGAAGAAGCAAUUAAGAAUUACCUGUCUCCAGUUAUUGUUAAUGCAAUCAAAGAGCAUGCAACAAGGAGGUUGGAUCUCGGAGCAAGUGUAAAGGAAUUAAAAAAAAUAGAGGAUUAUAAUAUAAAAAAAAAGAUUUAUAAAUCAGAAGACUCACAUUUUAUAG
This is a messenger RNA of Cetraspora pellucida, 273 nucleotides long. NCBI's taxonomy places the organism in Eukaryota, Fungi, Glomeromycota, Glomeromycetes, Diversisporales, Gigasporaceae. The record is from the annotation of a GenBank genome assembly.